AUGGCCAGCUGGACCCCGAUCAACAGUCCCAAGCCUGCCAACAACAUGUCCUCGACUCUUAAGUCGGCCAAGAAGGCACAGUCCGUCGCUGGGGGCUCUCCUGCCGCCGGCGGCGGCGAGAAGCUCACCGAACGGGAGCUUUUGAUUCUGAGCAAGGCCUGGGGUUGCAUGAAGACUCAGCCUGAGAUCGACAUGCCCAAGCUCGCCCAGGAACUCGGCAUGACCAACGUUGGCUCCGCCACCAACGCCUGGGGCCGUAUAAAGAAGAAACUCUUCAGCGGCGCCAUGGACUCUCCCGGCGGUGCUGGAGGUGGUGGCGGUGGUGGCCGCAAGCGCAGGGCCGUCUCCGCGGCCGCGGCUGACGACGAUGAUGAUGACGACGAUAAUGACCGCGAUGACGAGCCAAGCCCCACCAAGAGGGCCAAGCCUGCCUCCCGGCCUCGAAGGAAGCCCGGCCGAAAGGCCAAGACCCCCGCCGCCACCGCCGCCGACGAGAAUGCCGAUGACAGCGAAGACGACGACAACGCCAAGAAGGAGGCCAAGACUGAGGAUGGGUACAUCAAGCCGGAGAAGAAGGACGAUGAUGACGAGGAGGAUGGCGCUGGUGAUGAUGGCGAGGGAGACAUGGCGGGAACUGCUUGA
This is a messenger RNA of Pyricularia grisea, 642 nucleotides long. RefSeq lists its product as uncharacterized. The coding region runs from base 1 to 642 and encodes 213 amino acids. The record is from RefSeq and is a predicted model, not a curated record. The transcript is spliced from 2 exons. Lineage: Eukaryota; Fungi; Ascomycota; Sordariomycetes; Magnaporthales; Pyriculariaceae.